Molecule: messenger RNA, 1689 nt
Organism: Parastagonospora nodorum SN15
Lineage: Eukaryota; Fungi; Ascomycota; Dothideomycetes; Pleosporales; Phaeosphaeriaceae
Exons: 1
Coding region: 1-1689 (562 amino acids)
Source: RefSeq, a predicted model, not a curated record
AUGGCUGAGCAGCCCAAUUCUCGGGCAUCAGCUGUGAACACUACUGCAAUCUCCAUUCUUGGACAGCGCUAUGGCCACCAACGAAACAAGACGACUAUCUCCAAUAUUUCGGAGAUGCUGCCUCUAAACCCACAAGUUCCGUCAUUGAUGGAGCCCUUGGAGCGUUUUAACUUCGACCAACCGAUUUCCUCGGGACGCCAUGACACCAAGAACUUUGCUAUCGAGCAAAAGCAUGUGUUGCCUUCUGUUUCCUCGAGCACUCUUGGGCAACAGCCUGACCACCUCGGUGAUAUCUUGUCGCGGACUCCAGAACCCAUGCACUCACCCACAGCAAUGCGAUGGAAAGACUCUGCUCGCAACGAGGAUAUCAUCCCAGACAGCAGUCGUGCGCGUACCUUGUCCGGCGUCUCCAUCGACUCUACCUCUACGAUUGCGGACGACACUUGGAACCCGGUAGACACUUAUCUCAGCUCAUCUUCUUCAGACGGGGAGCUCAAUAUGGGCCAAGCAGUCCCACUCCACGCCAUGAACAACGAAAGAGCCGUACCAGGUCUUUGGGACGAAGUUCGAGAGAACCCAGAGGAGAUUCCGACAGAGCAAUUGGACUACUGCUACCCAUUGGAUGAGUGGGACCAAGCUGGUCAUCAGCACGCUGUCGAGUGUUGCGACUUUGCCUAUGUCGCUCGCAAAGUCCCAUCUUCAGCAGAGGAGUGGGAUAACGUCGAACUUGUACGCAAGGGUCGCGCAUCUGAUGAGGCCUCCCUUGCUGACACCAUCGACAUGAGCGAGGAAGAGGUGGUGGAUCAGCGGGCUCUUGACCUUGCGCGACGCGAGAUCUAUCACGACCACGAUCGAGAGGAGACGAUAUUGCUCGGCUCGGGACCAAUCGAGACAGAUGACUGGGUCGACUUCGAGGACCAUGAAGUUAUUGCCGAGCAUCCUUCGUCUCAUACUGAUCGCUUUCUGCUGCCGUCUACGUUUUACGUGCCGCCGGAGGCUGGGCGCUCAUCAUCCGAGGGUGAGGCGCGAACUGGACUGGAAGAGCGUUUCUCGUUUCCCAACGAUGGAGCCUUGCGAACGCUACCUUCGACAGUGUACGUUCAGCCGACGCCACGUCUCAUUGCUGAGGACGCAGGCUCCAUCAUGGAAUAUGCGAGUGGCAGUGGUAGUGACGGCGAUGAUGAGGCGUCAAUGCGAAUUGAUCUGGCGCCUGUAACCCGCAUUGAGAACAAUACUGUCAAAUCCCACGCCGAGGCAGACAAUGGUGAUUCAGAAUUCGAGGAGGGUAGUCCCAUAAACAGCAAAGAUCACACGAGCAUGCCUUCCAUCAAGCUCCAGAAGACGCGUAAAGCAGGUGGCGAGAAGCAGCGCCGCCACUCGGCCAACGUCUUCCGACGCAUCUCGGCACGCCUGCCUGGCUGGGGUGGCUCUCCCCACAUCGUUUACAGCUUCCAGUCCCCGCCUCAGGGUGAUGCUUCACAGCGCGUCGUGAGUGAGCCUUUGCUAAGUGGCGGAGUCGAUGUGCCAGUUCAGGACCGCAAGCGGGACACCUCUUUCGCGCGCUUGCUAAACAAGUUCAAGAGCAAGGAUGGCGUGAAAAAGGCGAAUGAUGGUACCGCGCCUCCAAAGUCGCUCUUGCGCCGUGCAGUUGAGCGAGCUGACGAAUUCAUCGUCCGACACAAUUGGUAG